AUGCAUCUUUAGUAAGGAGACCCAGAUUCUCAGCUCACUGGGACUCCUUUCUGAACGAACACAUUUGGUGUCCUAAGCCUGGUUGAUGCAGUAGAUAAAUUAGGACUCUGGAGACAUGAGUUCAAAUCCUUACUUGGCCAUAGAAACUCACCGGAGGUGGUGGUGAUGGGAAAACACUCCUCAAACAUCUCAGAUACUCGGAAACCCCUAUGAGGGUUACUUUGAGGAAGGACUUGGUGGCAUAGAAGAGCAACAUCGUAAGACAAUGUCUGCGUCUUCUAAAGAUGUUUUGCCCCCCAUCAUGGGCCAAACCAUUCAAUUCCAUGAAUAACCCACUGAGGAAGGAGAGGCUGGAAUUAAUGAGAUCGUCAAAAUCCCCCUAAACUCAGACACAUGGAAAGAAGAAGGAAGAAAACUUCAGGCCAAAGUGAGUCACCACCGAGAAGGACAGCGUGUUGAAUUUCUGCUGCACAAGGUGUGCGUUGACAGCACUCAACUGGAUCUCGUAAGGACCUCGGUGGGCGAAGCAAAGAGGGGAAAAAAGGAUUUCAGGAGCCGAGUGAACGAAUCCCUUCGCUUGGGGAUGGAGAACACCUCUUUGCCGUCGUUCUGGGCUAAUUUCACCGUCUUGCACGAGAACGCCACCUCUCCAUAUACGAGCCUUCAGAAAAGCAUGCACCUCCUGUCCAUCGUGAUUUACGGCAUCGCGUGCGUCCUAGGAGUCGCGGGCAAUGGUUUCGUCAUCUGGAUUGCGGGCUUCAAGAUGAAGAAGACAGUGAACGUGGUGUGGUUCCUCAACUUGGCCGUUGCCGAUUUUGUCUUCACCUUUUUCCUGCCCCUGAGCAUCGUUUACACUGCCUUGGGCUUCCACUGGCCCUUCGGGAGACUUCUGUGCAAGCUGAACAGCACCAUGGCCUUCCUCAACAUGUUCGCCAGCGUCUUCCUCUUGACCAUCAUCAGCAUGGAUCGGUGCGUCUCGGUGACCUACCCGGUGUGGUCCAGAAACUACCGGACCAAAAAGCUGGCCUGCGGCAUCACCCUGGUAGCCUGGUUCGCGGCCUUCAUCCUCAGCUCCCCGUAUCUCGUUUUCCGAGACACAGCCAUGAACUCCAGGAACGUCACCAGCUGCUACAACAACUUUGCCCUCUCUGACAGUUACGACAUCGAGAAGACACGGAUGUUGUGGAGGGCAAGGCACAAAGCGAUGGUCGUCACCAGAUUUCUCUUUGGGUUUGUCUUGCCCUUCACCGUCAUCGUCAUUUGCCACGGCGUGGUGGCGUUCCGGAUGAAAAGCCGGCGCCUGACCAAGUCUUCCAAACCAUUCCGAAUCAUUAUUGCCGUCACUGUGUCGUUUUUCCUCUGCUAUUUCCCCUACCACGUUUUCUCCUUGCUGGAGAUGUUGAAAAUGUCCGCCAAUCACCACCUCAAAAUGGUCCUCUACUUGGGGAUCCCUCUGGCCUCCAGCCUGGCAUUUUUCAACAGCUGCAUCAACCCCAUCCUGUACGUGUUUGUAGGGCAGAAGAAAUUCCGCAAGUCCCUGGUUUCGUCUUUUGAAGGCGCCUUCGGGGAGGACUUUGUCCUGUCUUUAUCCAAGAGGAAAUCCAGGUCCGCCUCUCAGAUGGAGAUCCAGAUGGCUUGAGCGGGUUUUCAGCCCAGCUACCCUAUUGUACCUAACUAUUGAGGGACUUUCUGGGCUCCUCGCUGAUAUUUAUGUUUCACGUCUCCAUCUGUGAAUGCCCACCUUUACUGAGUCGGUCCUGAUUUCGCAAUAGGAUCAAAACCAGAAUUUGGGAAAGUUCCAUGCUUACGGCAUGUUGUGUUCGUUACCAAAACGGAUACCCACAUAAAAUCCACAUAAAACCAUCCAAUGGCUACUAUGUACACAGCUGCUCCAAAACCUCCGUUUUCAGGGGGGGGACCUCAAAAGCUGACACUGUGACUUUUCAGAUGGUCCUGGAAAAGAUGAUGCCCUUCUGUGGAUUUGGGACAUUGUCUUCUUAAGGGAUCUACACCGUUCGCUGUGCUUUUUAAUAUGUGUUUUCUAUGCAGAUCAUUGUUGGGUUGUUUUGCCUCAGUAAUGUGUGGCUUUGAGAAGCAGCGACAACAGACGACAUCUGCAUACGAGUAUUUAAAUAUGGGAGUUUCUCUCAUUAGUCUUUAGAUGAUGCUUCCAACUCAUGCCAAAAAGGUAGCACUUUUUGUUAUUCGAGAAUGAUUGUUAAGGGAAAGAGCCUUACUCCAAAGUUGAGCUGUGGCGAAUGAAGGGGGGGGGAGAGAGAG
Messenger RNA from Pogona vitticeps (central bearded dragon), 2280 nucleotides. Its product is annotated as chemerin-like receptor 1. Gene Ontology annotation, biological process: phospholipase C-activating G protein-coupled receptor signaling pathway; inflammatory response; positive regulation of cytosolic calcium ion concentration. Gene Ontology annotation, molecular function: complement receptor activity; G protein-coupled receptor activity. The record is from RefSeq and is a predicted model, not a curated record. Gene Ontology annotation, cellular component: plasma membrane. Lineage: Eukaryota; Metazoa; Chordata; Lepidosauria; Squamata; Agamidae.